AUGAAUAUACAGAACAUUUCUAUAGUGCUCAGCCCAACUGUGCAGAUCAGCAAUCGAGUCCUGUAUGUGUUUUUCACACAUGUGCAAGAACUCUUUGGAAAUGUGGUACUAAAGCAAGUGACGAAACCUCUGCGAUGGUCUAACAUGGCCACGAUGCCCACACUGCCGGAGACCCAGGCGGGCAUCAAGGAGGAGAUCAGGAGACAGGAGUUUCUUUUGAAUUGUUUACAUCGAGAUCUGCAGGGUGGAAUAAAGGAUUUGUCUAAAGAAGAAAGAUUAUGGGAAGUACAAAGAAUUUUGACAGCCCUCAAAAGAAAACUGAGAGAAGCUAAAAGACAGGAGUGUGAAACCAAGAUUGCACAAGAGAUAGCCAGUCUUUCAAAAGAGGAUGUUUCCAAAGAAGAGAUGAAUGAAAAUGAAGAAGUUAUAAAUAUUCUCCUGGCUCAGGAGAACGAGAUCCUGACUGAACAGGAGGAGCUGCUGGCCAUGGAGCAGUUUCUGCGCCGGCAGAUUGCCUCAGAAAAAGAAGAGAUAGAACGCCUCAGAGCUGAGAUUGCCGAAAUACAGAGUCGCCAGCAGCACGGCCGGAGUGAGACGGAGGAGUACUCCUCCGAGAGCGAGAGCGAGAGCGAGGAUGAGGAGGAGCUGCAGAUCAUUCUGGAAGACUUACAGAGACAGAACGAAGAGCUGGAAAUAAAGAACAAUCAUUUGAAUCAAGCAAUUCAUGAGGAGCGCGAGGCGAUCAUCGAGCUGCGCGUGCAGCUGCGGCUGCUCCAGAUGCAGCGGGCCAAGGCCGAGCAGCAGGCGCAGGAGGACCAGGAGCCUGAGUGGCGCGGG
Molecule: messenger RNA, 837 nt
Organism: Piliocolobus tephrosceles (Ugandan red Colobus)
Lineage: Eukaryota; Metazoa; Chordata; Mammalia; Primates; Cercopithecidae
Product: ralA-binding protein 1
Exons: 7
Biological process (GO): positive regulation of GTPase activity; endocytosis; small GTPase-mediated signal transduction
Cellular component (GO): membrane
Molecular function (GO): small GTPase binding; GTPase activator activity
Source: RefSeq, a predicted model, not a curated record